Molecule: messenger RNA, 6347 nt
Organism: Haliotis rubra (blacklip abalone)
Lineage: Eukaryota; Metazoa; Mollusca; Gastropoda; Lepetellida; Haliotidae
Product: major facilitator superfamily domain-containing protein 6-like
Exons: 2
Coding region: 168-2126 (652 amino acids)
Cellular component (GO): membrane
Source: RefSeq, a predicted model, not a curated record
GUAAACCGUUCAGAAAUGUUGUAAACACAACAGUCGUAAACGGAUAUUUCCCAUAUGUGGUCUCUAUAUGUGUCACAGAGCGAUAAGUAAUAUUCUUCAUUUUCGAAACCAGACGUACCUAAACCACGAAUACCUCACACUUCGGAAGUGUCUAAUCAAAAACAAAGAUGGAGACUGUCAACUUGACAAGAUCUGUUCUGGUGUGCAACAUGUUCCACUUCUGUUUUGCAGCUGCAAAGGCAUCGCUCAUACCCUUUCUGACAAUCUUUUGCCGUCUCAUCGGCCUGUCUGCUACAGAAACAGGCAUCAUAAUGGCUGCUAAGACUGCAACUGGGUUUGUGUGGGCACCGUUAUGGUCCAAGUGUGCAAUAGCUUACAACAAAAGGAGAACUGUUCUCAUGUUCUCGUUGUUCAUUAUGGCAGCAACAUAUCUCUCACUUUCAUUUGUGUUCAGUCAUCUGAAAAAUGCAGAAGCUAUAUGUCAGACACCCAGGGAUGGACAUGUUGGAAACACUAGUAAGUCAUAUCUCAAUACCACCUUGACAACACAGCCACCAGUUAGUAAGCAUCUUCAAAAUGCUGUGAAGGAUCAGUCAUUAGCUGAUAAACUAACUACUGCAUCUGUUUUGGGUGAAGGAGGAACCAGUGUAGCUACAACUAUUAGAACUACAACUGAAACAGCUUCUACAACAAAACAGACCACAACAACAAAAAUCUCAUCGACAACUUCUUCACCAUCUACCACUGUCAAAGUGAAAGAGCCAUCAACUACUGUUUCAUCUGCAUCUAACCUGCACAAGCCAGUUAACGAUACAGAUGCAGACAUCAUUGGCCUUAUAAAACAACUGUUGCAACAGAUAGGAUACACUAUCAAGGACAUUAAGGACAAUAAACUCACGUCUAAGGAGGUGUUCUUAUUGAUUACCACACAGUACCCUGACACAGGGUUAUCUCAGGCUGUGUUUGAUGAUCUUUGGCCAAAAUUGAUGAAUUCUGAAGGAAGGACCAGCCACAGAGGAGGAAACAGGCACACAAGAGACAUCCAUGACACAUGGAACUCUUUCAAGGGCAAGAUGACGAAUCUAGUUACUGAGAUCGAGGAGAGGAAGAUGGAGAUGUUCCUCAUUGUCCUUGUGGUUGUGAUGCUAGGUGAGUUCAUGUGUUCUCCUAUCGAAAAAGUGGCUGAUGAUUCUUGGUUUGAUUUCCUGGACAGAGUUGAUGAUCUGGAGAAGUAUGGGAAACAGAGAUUAUCAGGCUCAAUUGCAUUCACACUUUUCCCGCUCAUUGUGACCUUAGCUGUGGAUUACUCUGAUUGUUUGCUUCCAUACAAGCUCCAUCAUUUUCUCAUCCAUUUUUAUGUGUUUGGUGUCUUCAUGGGACUGACAUUCUUGAUCGCCUUUUUCUACCCGGUGCCACCUCCUGAAAAGAAGAGAACCAAGAGUAAGGUUGUGAGAGGACUGCAAAUAAUCUGCUGUGACUGCCGUGGUUUCCUUUAUGUGGUCACUCUGCUCAUCAUGGGAGCUACCUAUGCCUCAGUUCACAACUACCUGUUUUGGCUCAUCCAGGACCGUGGAGGAAAGGAGGUGAACAUGGGACUCUGUGUCACCAUUGGUGCCUUUGUUGAAAUCCCAAUGCUCAUGUUCAGCAGCAAGUUGGUGAAUAAAAUAGGAAAUGCUGGAGUUGUGACACUUUCCCUCCUGGCAAUGACUGUCCGUACACUAUAUUAUUCCUUUUUGAUGGUGCCUUGGGCAGUACUCCCAGCUGAACUAUUGCAUGCAUUCACUCAUACUGCUAUGUGGUACGCUAUUCUCAGCUAUGAAGAUUUCAAUGUUGGUCCUGCUGUUGACAGAAGUAUCCGAUCCAUCCUAUCGUCCGUAUACUUUGGUGUUGGCUUUUCUGCUGGAAGUGUGUUUUCAGGCAUAUUGUAUGAUUUGUUUGGUACGUCUGUGCUGUAUUGGACAGGAAGUGUCCUUACUGGGAUUUGGGCAUUGGUGUACCUGGUCAUCUCUCUGUGUCUUCCAAAGAAGGAGAAAAUCAAGUAUGUGCGUCUUCUCCGAUCAGAUGAUAUGGAUGAUUCUGAUGGAGAUGCUGAUGACUGGCUCGAAAUGGCUCUCAAGGACCAGUAAAAGAUCUGGUAUUAUUAUCACGAUCAUUUAGCAGUUGUUUUGUAUUUUAUGUAUGUAUUUAUGUAUUUGAUUUUGAUUGUAGUCAUCGUAACUAUUUCAUGGAUGUAUAUAGUUGGAGUCGUGUCAGUUCAUUUUGAAAGAGAGAAUUUGCAAGAUAUAUUGCAUCAUACUGUUAAACUGAAAAUGAAAGCAUGGUUCAUUAAUAUCAUUUAAACCCAUGUGCCAUAAUUCUUUUUGAACAUGUUGAGAUAGUCUUUGAUGUGAAAGGUAAGAUCAUCCUGUCAAUUGGUACCAAGGGCUUGUGACUUACGUUUGACAGGUGAACUCAUGCAGACUAAUGCAACAUGACAAAAUACUGAUGUUUGAGAGACAACUGGAACAUAUAUAACAUGUUUCAAGACUGGAAUAGCCUAUUUUAUUGGUUGGAUUUGUAUGCUUAUACAUGUGUUUGUUAAGUACUAUACAUGUUAUAUCUUUCCAAAAACCAGCUAAAAUAUAUUGAAUCUCUGUUAUUUGUAUGGAAAGGAAAUAUGACUGAAAGUGAUUGGAAUUCCAGUUUCAAACAAGGCUAUUUAUUUGUAAAUUUGUCUUAGAAAUAAUGUUAUUGCCAGUAGUGUGUCAGUAAUCUUGGUGGGUAUUUAUGUUAAUGUUGCUUGGUGGUGAUGCCAUGUUUUGGUGAGGAAUUAUAUAUCUCAUAUAUGUUGUUGUUCCUCUAGUACAUUGCGAAGGGCAUGGACCUAUUUGAUUGAUUGAGGGCAAGGGCUUGUACAUGGUGAGUGUCUUGUUUGAAAGGAAUGUCCAUGAUAUUUGAGGAUGUGUGGUGGUUUGGAAUCAACAGGUAGUCAUUGUGUGUACGUAAUAUGGAAACUUGUCAGGCAUAGAAUAAUAGAUGUGUGUUUAUUGAAAGUUAAACAUAGACAGUGUUAGAUGUAUUAAUCAUGUUAGGAAUCGGAUUCACCAUAUUCAUCGUAGUUAGUGCUCUUGGAUCAGUUCCAAAAUACAGACUUAGUCCUGUGACCAUCAUCCUCACAUGGGCAAAACAAAGCCUAUUUUUUGGUCCACCAUGAUAUUGCUUGAAUAUUAUUUAAUCUAAAGUGGAACAAUACCUACCCCGGUAGCAUAAAUGACAUGUGGUAGGGCAUUUGCUGAUGGUGUGGUUUUAAGUUCUGUAUUUAUCCUCUUACCGUUGUAUUUAUUGUAAAUCGCCAGACAAUUUGAGAGAAAGUACAUUAUGUUCUCCUUGGGGUGAACAGGUGUCAAACUUCAGCAUUCAUGAGACCCUAAGGGUAUGCUGUUGUCUGAACCUGCUUCCCAACAGUCCAAUAUUUACUGUCCCUGGGCACUCGUUAGGUUGAAUAUGCUGCAUGCUCUUGUUUGUGUUUGUGUUUAGUCAGAUCGUAUGCCUGAAGCCUGACUUGAUCUUAAGUGGUUUGGGGAGCUCACAAUUUUCAAUUAGUUGAAGUCCAAUGUGGAAAUGAACGCAGUGGUUUCAGUGAGAGAGCGUGUUCACAGAGCAUGAUGCAUGAAAAACACUAUGUAUGUAGUAUGUUAUGCGUUAUCCAUGAAAAAGAGACAUUCCAACCAAAGGCAUUCAGAAAUAGACAUACAUCCCAUUUUCGCAUGAGUAAAGCUUCAAUAUUCAUGAGCUUUGAGCUCUGAAUAGUACACAGUACAAAAGUACACAGACCUUUCUGACUAGCAUUGUUUGAUAUUGUUCACAUCACUACCAUGACCAUGAUGACUACGGUUCUUAUUUUUAGUACUUCCAACUUGAUUGUAUCCAAGCUGUACUGGUUCUUUCCUCAUGAACCCCAUCAUGAGAAACUACCAAAUGUUUUAGAUUGUGAACCAUAACCAGUUUCAUAGAAGAGUUUUCAAAAGUCUCAAUGUAAUAUUUCAAAAGUCUCCAUGUCCAUGUUUCAUUGACUUGGAAGUUGAAACCACAUGUCAACCACUCCAUAUCAAAUGCUGGUUGUAAAUCAGAUAUUUUUACAUGAAUAUUUUAUGUGUUAUAUAAUGAAAGUGGCCUUCCUCUGUAAUGUAUUAUCAUGCUGUAUGUGUCUUUGCUACUUUAAUGUAGCGAAUUGUUUUAUGUGUUUUGAUAUCUCCAUGACACUUAAACAUCAUUCCAUGCACGGCCCAUGCCAACAGUACACGAUCAUUUACCAUUGGUCAGGAUUUCAGUUCUUGUUUAGUAGAAUACAGUCACUUCCUGCUGACAUGACCUUGUGUGGUUUGCCAGUAAUGAGUAUGUAUAUGUUACAUGAUAUAAUCAUUCACCAUUGGUCAGGAUUUCAGUUCUUAUUUAGUAGAAUACAAUCACUUCCAUCUGACAUGACCAAUGUGUUGUUUGCCAGUAUAUACAUGAUAUAAUCAUUCACCACUGGACAGAACUUCACCCUUAAUUGUUUUUGAGCAGCCACUGGAGAAGGGGAGGGAGCUGUCUUGAAUGUGUGCCAUGUUAAUGAUAGUUACAUUAUGAUCAGCUUGAGAGAAACUGGUACAGGGUGUGUUUGAAGCUCAUUAAGUGUGUAGGUCUACUAUUAUGACCUUUAUGAUUUGCAUUCUCCAUGCCAGCAUUGGAACUAGUUUCCUGUACAUGACUCGCACUGAUGGCAGUCCUAAAACUAAUCAUGCCAAUGUAACCAUGGUAACAGAAUAACCUUGAAGUUGAAACCUUGAAACAAGGCUGUCAUGUUACAGAAACUUUAUGCAGCAUUAUGUGGCAUCACAUGUUUUAAGGUCAUUACAUGCAUUAUCACUACUGCACUUCUCCUCGAGGCAUCAUAGUUUGUGAAAUAAGUUAAGUGAACUGGUUGUGACAAACUCAUAAUGCUGAUGUUGCUCACUGUAUUCUCUCUCCAUCUGUUAGUUUUCAUGAUGGUCCCAGGCAGUAGCACAACAUCAGGACCUGGAGGUGUUAAUAUUUGUAAGAAUUAUUGAUAGGUGUCACAUUACACUGUGACUAUUGACUUUAAUGUAUUACACUUGUGUUCUCUGUGUAUAUGAAUCUUGCAGUGAUGGCAUCAGAUCAUUGUCUCAUGUGAAUGUUAAGGAAAUUGAGGAGGUCAGAAUUUCAACAAUACUAAUUUCAGUUUGUGAUUGCCAUUUUCUCUCAUCUGUGCUCUCUGUCUCAUUAGUAAACAAAGUUCAUGGUUACCGUAGUUUACUAGACACAUUAAACACAACAUGAUGCAUUAUAGUGCUUUGGUUGACAAUCGAAAGGUAAUCAUUUCAAGUUCGUUUUAUUUCUUUUCAAAACAACAUGUUGAUAACAAAAGAGGCAUCAUUAUUAUGUUAUAUUGUAUAAAAAUAUUUACAGACUGAUCCAUCAUAUGUAUUUUUAUAUGAAUAAUGAAUUCUUAUGAACAUGGUUAUUGAAAAGGUUGCUACAUGUUUUGGAUGUGCAUAUUAAUGUUAAACUGUAUGCAACUACAACUUUCAUCAUAGAGCAAUGCUUUCCUACAUCUGUAUUAACAUGGAGCAUUAUCCACAGCCUCACUGUGGAUCAGAAUGGGAUCUGUUCCUGGGCAUGUGUUUAUUGUCAAACCUAUGUCCAACAUAGAGCAUACUAAACGAUGUCCCGUGUAAUACCAUAUUUAUGAAAUGAGUGAAUGGUUUGGUAUCUAACGAGCGAAAGUGAGUUAGAUACCAGUACCAUUCAUGAGUUUCAUAAAUACGGUAUUACACGGGACAUAGUUUAGUAUUUUAUUUAUUACUCACACAACAUUUGCAAAAUAAUAUCGAGCAAAGUACUUCUUUCUAAGAAUUCAACAAGAUUGAUGACCCUCAGCUUUCUGCGAGUCAAGCAAGGUCUAAUACUAUUGUGACAGAGGUGACACAAUGUGUAAUAACAUUGUAAAAUUAUUAAACAGUGAUAUCUUCAACGGGUGAGUAAUAAAGAUAAUUUUGUUAUACAUGUUAUUGGUUGUAUGGGACUGGGGCUGCCUGAAAAUCAUUUUAAUGAUUGGUUAGAGUAUGAUUUUUAUGUCAUGGAGAAUGAUGGUUGUGUUGAUGCCAUGUACCACAGUGCAGUUUGUGACAGCUCAAUUAUUUACUUUUUACAUACAAUAUCUAUAUUUUGGUGCAGAAAUAUAAUGUUCUGUUCUCAUACUACCCAACUAUAUAUGUAUGUGUUUUGGUGCUGACAAACAGUUAUAUAUACUGAGAGAAACAAAUAAAGGAUCACAGGAAUAUCCAAGCUUUCCUUUAUUAUAUUCC